This is a messenger RNA of Rhodamnia argentea, 4939 nucleotides long. Its product is annotated as ABC transporter B family member 20-like. Gene Ontology annotation, molecular function: ATP hydrolysis activity; ATP binding; ABC-type transporter activity. NCBI's taxonomy places the organism in Eukaryota, Viridiplantae, Streptophyta, Magnoliopsida, Myrtales, Myrtaceae. Gene Ontology annotation, biological process: transmembrane transport. Gene Ontology annotation, cellular component: membrane. The transcript is spliced from 11 exons. The coding region runs from base 74 to 4315 and encodes 1413 amino acids. The record is from RefSeq and is a predicted model, not a curated record.
UCUAGGUUUUGGAGACAGUGAAAUUGAGGGAGCUCGUGGUGGGGGGAGCUGAGCGAGGAGCGCGCGCGACGAGAUGAUGAUAUCGCGAGGGCUGUUCGGCUGGUCGCCGCCGCACGUCCAGCCGCUGACGCCGGUCUCGGAGGUGUCCGAGCCGCCGGAGUCCCCUUCCCCGUACGUCGACACGAGCGCGGAGCCCGGGGGCCCCGCCGGUGCCCAGGUGGAGCCGGAGGAGGAGAUGGAGGAGCCCGAGGAGGUGGAGCCGCCCCCCGCCGCCGUGCCGUUCUCGCGGCUCUUCGCCUGCGCGGACCGCCUCGAUUGGGGCCUGAUGAUCGUGGGAUCUCUCGCCGCCGCCGCCCACGGCACCGCUCUCGUCGUUUAUUUGCAUUACUUCGCCAAGAUUGUGCACGUCCUUCACUUAGGGGAUCCGCGAGGAGCGUCGACUCCACCUUCUUCAAAUCCCGAGAUGUUUCACAGGUUUAAAGAGCUCUCUCUAUCGCUUCUUUGGAUCGCGGUUGGUGUCUUUGCUUUUGGUUGGAUUGAGGUCUCAUGCUGGAUAUUGACGGGGGAACGACAAACGGCAGUCAUCCGGUCAAAGUAUGUUCAAGUGUUGCUUAACCAGGACAUGAGUUUUUUCGAUACAUAUGGGAACAAUGGGGACAUCGUGAGCCAAGUAUUAAGUGACGUGCUACUCAUUCAGUCUGCUCUCAGCGAAAAAGUUGGAAAUUAUAUUCAUAACAUGGCCACUUUUUUCAGUGGCCUAGCUAUUGGGUUUGUCAACUGUUGGCAGAUUGCCCUGAUAACGUUAGCAACUGGUCCUUUCAUUGUUGCUGCUGGAGGAAUAUCCAAUAUAUUUCUUCAUAGGCUUGCUGAGAAUAUCCAAGAUGCAUAUGCAGAAGCAGCUAGCAUUGCUGAACAGGCAGUUUCAUGUAUUAGGACCUUAUAUGCAUUCACCAAUGAAACAUUGGCCAAGUAUUCAUAUGCAACUUCACUGCAAGCGACUCUGAGAUAUGGUAUCCUGAUAAGUCUCGUGCAAGGACUUGGGCUUGGAUUUACUUAUGGGCUUGCAAUAUGUUCUUGUGCCUUGCAACUUUGGGUUGGGAGGUUCCUAGUUACGCGUGGAAAGGCUCAUGGUGGUGAAGUCAUAGCAGCCUUGUUUGCUAUAAUACUAAGUGGGCUAGGUCUGAAUCAAGCUGCAACAAAUUUCUACUCAUUUGAUCAAGGAAGGAUUGCUGCUUAUAGACUUUUUGAGAUGAUUAGCCGAUCAUCCUCUUCAGUCAAUCAUGAUGGGAGUACUUUGGUGUCUGUUCAAGGAAAUAUUGAGUUCCGGAAUGUGUAUUUCAGCUAUCUUUCUCGCCCUGAAAUCCCUAUUCUGAGUGGAUUUUAUCUCACCAUACCUGCUAAGAAAGCUGUUGCACUUGUUGGCCGGAAUGGUUCAGGGAAGAGCAGUAUCAUUCCUCUGAUGGAGCGGUUUUAUGAUCCCACUUUAGGAGAAGUUCUUCUUGAUGGAGAAAAUAUUAAGAAUAUGAAAUUGGAAUGGCUAAGACGCCAAAUAGGACUGGUUACCCAGGAACCUGCCUUACUAAGCCUGAGCAUCAGAGAUAACAUUGCUUAUGGCCGGGAUGUUACAGUGGAUCAAAUUGAGGAAGCUGCCAAAAUUGCACAUGCACAUACCUUCAUCUCUUCACUCGAAAAAGGAUAUGAGACACAGGUCGGUACAGCUGGUUUGGCAUUGACAGAAGAACAGAAAAUUAAACUUUCUAUUGCGAGAGCUGUGCUUCUAAAUCCAUCAAUUCUUCUGCUUGAUGAGGUCACUGGUGGACUUGAUUUUGAGGCUGAAAAGGUUGUCCAGGCAGCUCUUGAUCUCCUUAUGCUGGGGCGCUCUACUAUAAUCAUUGCUCGGCGUCUUAGCCUCAUCAGGAAUGCCGAUUACAUUGCUGUGAUGGAGGAGGGACAGCUCGUUGAAAUGGGCACACAUGAUGAAUUAGUAGGCCGGGAUGGUCUUUAUGCAGAGCUUCUUAGAUGCGAAGAAGCAGCAAAGCUUCCUAGGAGGAUGCCUGUUAAACACUAUAAAGGAGCUACUGCUGCUUUUGAAAUUGAAAAGGAUUCUUCAGUAAAUCAUAGCUUCCAAGAACCUUCAUCUCCCAAAAUGGCAAAAUCACCCUCUCUUCAGCGGUUUCCUGGCGUUCAUGGAUUUCGACCAGCAGAUGUUACUUAUAGCUUACAAGAAUCACCAAAAGUGCGGAGCCCCCCUCCUGAGCAUAUGCAGGAAAAUGGUAUCCCAACAGAUGCAGGGGAUAAUGAGCCAUCAAUGAGGAGGCAGGAUAGUUUUGAGAUGAGAUUGCCAGAGUUACCAAAGAUUGAUGUUCAGUCUGUACAACGACAAGUGAACGGUUCAGAUCCCGAGUCUCCUGUUUCACCCCUUCUGACAUCAGAUCCGAAAAAUGAGCGUUCACAUUCUCAAACAUUUAGUCGACCACAUAGUCACUCUGAUGAUAUGCCGAUAAAAUCAAAGGAUGCAGAGGACAGAACACAUGGGGAAGCACCGUCACUGUGGCGAUUGGCAGAGCUUAGUUUCCCAGAAUGGCUUUAUGCUGCAUUAGGCAGUGUUGGUGCUGCAAUAUUUGGCUCUUUUAAUCCUCUACUUGCUUAUGUAAUCGCCUUGAUAGUAACAGCAUACUAUAGAUCUCGCGAAGGUCCUCAUCUGAGGGAGGAGGUUGAUAAAUGGUGUUUGAUCAUAGCUUGCAUGGGAGUAGUAACUGUAGUGGCCAAUUUUCUUCAGCACUUCUAUUUUGGUAUCAUGGGGGAGAAAAUGACGGAAAGAGUUCGUAGGAUGAUGUUUUCAGCAAUGCUUCGCAAUGAAGUGGGAUGGUUUGAUGAAGAGGAGAAUAGUGCUGACACUCUAUCCAUGCGCUUAGCAAAUGAUGCUACUUUUGUCCGGGCUGCCUUUAGUAAUCGUCUUUCCAUAUUUAUACAGGACAGUGCUGCUGUUAUUGUGGCUGUCCUUAUAGGGAUGCUGUUACAAUGGCGACUAGCACUUGUGGCUUGUGCAACCCUGCCCGUUCUUACUGUUUCAGCUAUUGCACAGAAACUAUGGCUUGGUGGCUUCUCAAGGGGUAUCCAGGAAAUGCACAGGAAGGCAUCUUUGGUCCUUGAGGAUGCGGUUCGAAACAUAUACACCGUUGUUGCAUUUUGUGCUGGUAACAAAGUCAUGGAGCUGUACAGAUCACAAUUAAAGAGAAUACUCAAGCAGAGUUUUCUUCAUGGAGUGGCAAUUGGUUUUGCAUUUGGUUUCUCCCAGUUUCUACUUUUCGCUUGCAAUGCCCUUCUUCUGUGGUACACUGCAUUAUUGAUUAAGAAUCAACAUAUGGAUCCACCGACUGGCAUGAAGGAAUUUAUGGUUUUCUCCUUUGCAACAUUUGCUCUAGUGGAGCCUUUUGGACUGGCUCCAUAUAUACUGAAACGACGGCAAUCUCUUACAUCUGUAUUUGACAUAAUUGACCGAGCGCCUAAAAUCGACCCUGAUGAUAUUUCGGCAAUGAAGCCUCCUAAUGUCUAUGGGAGUAUUGAGUUAAAAAAUGUUGACUUUUGUUAUCCAACUCGCCCCGAAGUAUUGGUCCUGAGUAAUUUCAGUCUUAAGGUAAAUGGGGGACAAACUGUGGCGGUGGUUGGAGUUUCAGGAUCUGGAAAGAGCACCAUAAUAUCUUUGAUUGAAAGAUUCUAUGAUCCAGUUGCUGGUCAGGUUUUGCUAGAUGGACGAGAUUUGAAGCUUUACAACUUGAGAUGGUUGAGAAACCACCUAGGCCUUGUUCAGCAGGAACCCAUUAUAUUUUCAACAACCAUCAGAGAAAAUAUCAUCUACGCCAGGCACAAUGCAAGCGAAGCAGAGAUGAAGGAGGCUGCUAGAAUAGCAAAUGCUCAUCAUUUCAUCAGCAGCUUGCCUCAUGGUUAUGACACGCAUGUGGGGAUGAGAGGUGUUGAUCUAACCCCAGGACAGAAACAGAGAAUUGCAAUUGCUCGUGUAGUUUUGAAGAAUGCUCCCAUAUUGUUAUUAGAUGAAGCUAGCUCAUCCAUCGAAUCUGAGUCAAGUAGGGUGGUGCAGGAGGCUCUUGAUACGCUGGUGAUGGGAAACAAAACCACCAUUCUUAUAGCCCAUAGAGCUGCAAUGAUGCGGCACGUCGACAGCAUUGUAGUUCUCAAUGGGGGACGCAUUGUGGAAGAAGGAACCCAUGAUUCUUUAAUGUCCAAGAAUGGUUUGUAUGUACGUUUGAUGCAACCUCACUUUGGGAAGGGUUUGCGUCAACACCGUCUUGUUUAGCAGUACCAGUGGGGUUUAUGCGGAUUGUAGUUUUGGCUGUUGAAAGUUCUUGAUUCUCCCUGCCGAUUGCUGGAGAUGCUGAUGAGAUAAAAAGCAUGGGGAGAUUUGUCGGAGAUGCUGGCAUUCCAGAAAGCACACGGAUGAAAGAAAUGGCAUAGGCUUCUAUAAAUGCUAAGCAGGAAAGAUCAAAUUGUCAAAAUAUUGGGGAGAAUACUUAUUCAGGUGUCCAGUUGGCUUGUUGAGGAUGUGGUUCAGGUUAGAUGCAUAUUCUUUUGGAGGCAAGCACCAUUGUAUAAAAGCCCAAUUAGCCUCCAGGGCAGAUCGAUUUGUUAAUUUAUUGGUCAAAGAGUGAUAUGGUGAUUCUAGUCAGGAUAAGGUAUGUUUUCUUGCUGAUUUCUCUUUUUUCGCUACGGUCCUUGCUGUUUCUUGCUGUGUAUCUUUCCCAAUUUUGUGCAUGGUAUAGAAUGAUUAUAGAUUGGAGAGAGGCAAAGUUAAGGCUGUCUAUUCUCAGUUAUCCUGGUGAUUGUUGUUGUUCUCGAGCUCCAUGUAAUUUCCAUGGUUUAGCUUGCUAGGCUGCGUCUUAUAGAUUCCCACUUACACGACUCGGAAGGAGGUUCAUAUUUU